This is a messenger RNA of Miscanthus lutarioriparius, 801 nucleotides long. The record is from the annotation of a GenBank genome assembly. Lineage: Eukaryota; Viridiplantae; Streptophyta; Magnoliopsida; Poales; Poaceae.
AUGGCAGGAGUUGGUAGUAUUCCAGUGGGAGUUGGGAUGAUGCUAAGUAUAAAUCUGGAUCAGUUGCACUUGUGGUUAUCUGUUCUGGAAGAUCUUUUCUUGAUUUCAGGUAUUUUUGAUGUGUGGCAUCCUGUGGAGAAUUCAGAAGAAGAUAGGAAGGAUGGAAUAAAAGGAACAUACAGAGUGGAUGUUGACAUUCCUGCUAAUGAUUGGAUAAAUGUCACCAAGUUCUAUGAUGUGCUAAUUUUCAACACCGGACACUGGUUGGAUAGAUAUAAAUUCCCAAAAGAUACUCCCCUUGUUUUCUACAAUGGAGGAAAGCCGAUUGAACCUCCACUUGACAUACACAACGGACUGAAAGUAGUCCUCAAAAGUAUUGCUUCUUACAUCGAAAGGGAGGUUCCUAGGAAAACACUGAAGCUGUGGCGCACACAGUCACCUAGGCACUUCUAUGGAGGUGAGUGGGAUCACAAUGGCAGCUGUGUAUCUGAUAGACUUCUUGAAGAGCAUGAGCUCAAUUCUUGGUUUGAUCCCCGGUUUGGGGGAGUGAACAAAGAAGCGAGAACGGUGAAUUUAGCAAUUCAGGAAGCCCUAGCUGACACUGAAAUCCAGUUGCUCAACCUCACUUACAUGAGCGAGUUCCGUGCUGACGCCCAUCCAGCUAUCUGGCUCGGCAAGAAGGACGCGGUGGCUGUCUAUGGACAGGACUGCAUGCAUUGGUGCCUGCCUGGCGUGCCGGACACAUGGGUCAACAUCUUGGCUGCACAGAUCUUGCAUCACUUCAAGCAAGGGAAAGGCUGA